GCAUCCAUCCAGAGCCGCAUCCUUCCAUGCUUCUUUUCUAGUUUUGCCAUUUGCUGUGGCGCGUGCUGUGCAUAGUUCCUGCGGUUGCUUAUUAACUGGUCAUCAUGUCAGAAAAAUCUAAUGUAGACGACAGUGUGACUGCCUCCACCGAACAUACAUUCUGCGAUAAGUUAUCGGGAUUACAAGACCAAGACCAUGUCCAGAACACCGACGAUCCUUACUUCUACACCAAGCGUAACGAAUUUACCUCAGAGAUCUUCAAAAUAGAAAUUUCAAAUCUGCCCAGGAUCUUUGGGCACGGUCAACUUCGGAAGCUGUUGCAGAAGCUCAAAGUGAACGCGCACAAAGUGAAAGUGCUGGGACAAACAAAACCGUAUGCGUUUGUUUCAUUCAGAUGUGAGGAGGACCGCAAUAAGGCGAUGGAUAUCCUGGAAGGCUUCAUCUUUAAGGGAAAAGCACUUUCAGUCAAGAAAGCAAAUCCAAUGGCUGAUCCCCUGGUGCGAAAACGCAAGCUUGGUGAAGAAUCCCUUCACCCUGAUCGUGGUGCAGAAAAAAGUGUUUGGGAAAGGGUGAAGGAAGCCAUAGCACCGUGGUCUGACAUUCCUUACGAUGAGCAACUUUUGCGGAAGGAAGAGGGCGUGAAGAAGAUCAUCAUCAAAUAUGCCAGGCAACUGGAAAAGAAUAACGUGGCUCUCAAGUCAUGGGCUGCAGAACAGAGGAAGAAAUACGGAACGACAGUUUGUGCUCUGGGGUCUGUUAUGGCGUCCCCAGAUGUAGAAGGUUACCGUAACAAGAACGAGUUCAGCAUCGGACCCCACUUGCAGAGCAGCCGACCCACAGUCGGUUUCCGCAUCAGCAGUUACCGACAAGGUUCCACGAGUGUGGUGGAACCGGACCAACUCAACAACGUGCCUCUAGUUGCCAAAAAUGUCACCAAGAGCUUUCAAGAGUACGUGCGUGGGUCAGACAAGAAAGUUUUUGACCCCGAGACUCACGAAGGAUACUGGCGGCAAUUGACAGUAAGGACCACAAGAAAAAACCAUGUCAUGGCCAUCGUUGUCAUCCACCCACAACAGCUCACUGAGGAGGAAAUUGCAUUGGAAAAAGAAAAUCUCAAGAUUCUCUUCACUCAAGGUCCGGGCAAGGAAUGUGGUGUGACGUCGCUUUAUCUUCAGCGUUUUGACAAAAAGAACAGCGAUGGCGAGCAGGCAAACUUUGAGCACAUUUUUGGGACUCAUGACAUUGAGGAGGUAUUGUCAGGCUUGACAUUCCAGAUAAGUCCAGAUGCAUUUUUUCAAGUGAAUACGGCAGCAGCAGAAAUCCUAUAUGAUCAAACUGGGAAAAUGGCGAAUCUAAAUCAAGACACAACAUUGCUGGAUGUCUGUUGUGGCACUGGUACAAUUGGACUGACACUUUCUGCAAAAGUGAAGAAAGUGUACGGUAUAGAGACGUGCAAGCGUGCAGUCGACAAUGCUAGGAAGAAUGCCGAGGCCAAUGGAAUAAAGAAUGCUAGCUUUGUUCUGGGCAAGGCUGAAGACGUCAUCUAUGACGUCCUCAACAUGCUUCGAGACAGCAAAGAACUCGUUGCCGUUGUCGACCCACCGAGACAGGGUCUUCAUAGUAAGGUACUGAAAACCCUCCGAGCCACUCAACAGAUAAGAAAGAUAGUGUAUAUUUCCUGUAACCCAGCAGCUGCUCUCCAGAAUUUUAUAGAUCUUGGACGGCCAACAUCAAACAACUAUAAAGGAGAUCCAUUUGUAAUGACAAGGGCGACACCCGUGGACAUGUUUCCUCAGACACCACAUUGCGAGCUUGCGCUUCUCUUUGAGCGGUGCACAAAUAAAUUGCCAAGUUGAAGUCUCUUUUACGAAAGCCACCAAGCGGAUAAAGUAUCAGACCAAGUAAAGAAAUAAAAUGACUGCCUCCA
This is a messenger RNA of Ornithodoros turicata, 1927 nucleotides long. Its product is annotated as tRNA (uracil-5-)-methyltransferase homolog A-like. Gene Ontology annotation, molecular function: RNA methyltransferase activity; RNA binding. Bases 105 to 1856 code for a protein of 583 amino acids. Gene Ontology annotation, biological process: RNA processing. The transcript is spliced from 13 exons. NCBI's taxonomy places the organism in Eukaryota, Metazoa, Arthropoda, Arachnida, Ixodida, Argasidae. The record is from RefSeq and is a predicted model, not a curated record.